AUGGCGGCGUCUGCGCUGUGCACGGUCCGCCGCUACCAGUCGCAGAGCAGCCGCGUGCGGCCGUCGCUGCAGUGGCAAGACGGUCAAGUAGAUCCACGCUUCUCGUCGGAGGGCAACAUGCGUCGGCUCAACGCAGAGACGAUGCCGCACUUUGUGAAGGCGACCAUCCAGAAGGACCGGCGCGAGAUGGGGCUGGGCGAGGUGUUCGACUGGGUGGAGUUUGCAAAGGACGCCAUCUAUAUCCCGACCCGAGCUGGCCCGCUCUGGGUCGGCAGCGAUGACCCACGUGCGUCGAAGUUUGUUCGGCGGCGGGAGAAGAUGAAGCGGCAGCCGCUGCAGCGGACGCGGCAGAAGCCGGGGGCGGACCAAGCCAAGGCCCUCGAGGACCACCCCCUCCGCGAGUUCUUCACGACACCGUCUAACCUGCACGACCCCAUGAGCAUCGCAGCCGGCCUGCACUGUGCUGGAAUGAUCCGCGAGUAUGACGUGAGGCACACAGCGUCGAAGAUCGAAUAUGUGCCACGGCCGCCGAUCGUGUCAAUCAUGGGCCACGUCGAUCAUGGCAAGACGACGUUGCUGGAUCACCUGCGCCACACGAACGUGGCGGCGGUUGAGGCGGGCGGCAUCACACAGAACGUUGGCGCCUUUCAGGUUAAGACGCCAGACGGGCACUUCAUCACCUUCAUCGACACGCCCGGCCACGCUGCCUUCACGGCGAUGAGGGAAGUCGGCGCCACGGCAAACGACAUAAUCGUCCUCGUCGUCUCCGCCGUGGACGGUGUGCAGCCACAGACGCGCGAGGUUAUCGAGCUGGCGCGGCGCAGAGGCACACCGAUGGUGGUCGCCGUUACAAAGAUUGACCGGCAGCCCGACUGCGACUACGUGAGGGAUCAGCUGGCUGAGAACGGGGUGGAGCUGGAGGAGAGAGGCGGCGACGUACAGCUCGUCAAGGUCUGCGCCAAAGAUGGCCGCGGUGUCCGUGAGCUGCUCGAGGCACUGCAACUGCAGGCGGAGCUGUGCGAGGUGGCAACGCCCGCCCCGUCUCGUGCUGAGCUGUACGUUCUUGAGUCGCGCAACUUGGGUGUCAGCGAGGUGGCAGCGGUUGUGCGCUGCGGCACGGUGAGGCCCGGGCAGGUGCUUGUCUCAGGCACCAUCUACGGUACAGUGAAGCGAGUCAUGGACGACCACGGCGUCACGCUCGGCGAGGCGAGGUCGUCGAUGCCGGUCGUGCUGCAUGGCUUUCGGGUGCCGCCGAAGCCAGGAUCGGUGGCGAUGCAGGUGAGCAGCGAGACGCACGCUGAAAAGUUCAGCUACUUCAUGCGUGACGUGUACACCGUCGAGGGCAACCGUGAGAAUUACUUACAGAUCCUCAACCAAGAGCGACGAGGUCUCAUCCACGGCCGGAAGCCAGACAACAACAUAGUGCGUGCAUACAGCACCAAGGCGUUCAUUCUAUCGUGCAAGGCCGCCACGUUCGGGAUGCUGCAGGCGCUGCUGAAGACGAUCUACGAGCUGCCGCGACUCGAGGGCGUAUCACUGGACAUCCGCAUCACGGAGGUUGGUGGGCUGAAGGACUCCGACCUGAUCCUGACAGGAUCGUCCGGCCAGCCCGGGUGCGUCCUGCUCUUUGGCGACUGCAAGGACUCCUUCUCGCUGGACGUACCGACCAACGUGCGGGUGUUGCGGUUCAACGUGCUGUACCAUGGAAUUGACGAGUUGAAGCAGACGCUUGUCGACUCCUUGCCCAAGGUGAAGAAGACGCGCAUCAUGGCGACGGCAGAGUGCCUGCAGACCUUCAAGGCCUCCCAGGCGGGUCGCGCCGGCAACGCUGGAGGUAUGAGGGUCACGAAGGGCACCCUCGACGCGGCCCAUCUUACCUUUCGCGUGAUGCGGCGACCGAAGGACUUGAAGGGGGGGCUGGCAGCGGCGGUAGCAGCAGCGAGCGGCAUCAAGAUGAGCCUGUCCGGCAGCAAUGCCGCAGCCGCGGCCGACGACGAGACACGGGAGGUUGUGUACGAGGGCCAGUUGAAGGAGCUGCGCCGCUUCAAGGAUCUUGUGCCGACGGUAGAGACGGGCCUGGAGUGUGGUGUCGUGUUGCACGACGACUUCAGCUUCCGUGUCGGGGACGUGCUGGAGCAGGUUGAGGAGUACGAGGAGAGCCGCGACGUCACCGAGGAGUACGAGGCGGCGGAGAAGCGCGAGAAGAUUCUGCGCGAAACGGCCGAGGUGCAGGCGCGCAUGGAGGACGAGGAGUCGAGGGCUGCCGAGCAGGCAGCGAGCAGUGCCGAGCUGCAUGAGAAGCUCAAGGCCAUGUCCGGGUAA
Molecule: messenger RNA, 2322 nt
Organism: Leishmania braziliensis MHOM/BR/75/M2904
Lineage: Eukaryota; Euglenozoa; Kinetoplastea; Trypanosomatida; Trypanosomatidae
Product: putative translation initiation factor IF-2
Exons: 1
Coding region: 1-2322 (773 amino acids)
Biological process (GO): translational initiation
Molecular function (GO): translation initiation factor activity; GTP binding; GTPase activity
Source: RefSeq, a predicted model, not a curated record